Molecule: messenger RNA, 2247 nt
Organism: Hydra vulgaris (swiftwater hydra)
Lineage: Eukaryota; Metazoa; Cnidaria; Hydrozoa; Anthoathecata; Hydridae
Source: RefSeq, a predicted model, not a curated record
ACUUUAUUAAAACCUUGACAUUGAAUUUUUUAAUUUCACAUUUUAUCCAUAAUGGCUGCCUAAAAAACCUAAAAAAUUGUUUGUAGAUAUAAAAAGUUGAUUUUUGAUGGGUCAAUAUACAAAAUUAGCAACUUAAGAAGCGAAAAGACAUAUCUUUUUAGUUUCUAUAUAUAGUAGGCUUAAAAAACUGCUGAUAAGAUACGAUUCAGUAAGAAAUAAUGGACUCUUAAAAAUGGCUCUAGGGAAAACUUUAAAAAUUGUGCCUUCCCUUUAAACUACCGGUAACCUAGGAUCAACACUGAUUUUUGUAGUAAAUUUUUUUUUACUGAUUUAACAGACUUUAAUAAAGUGAAUUCAGAAAAAAAGUUAGUGGGUACAUGGGGAAGUGACAAAGUCAGAACAAUGAAGUUGGCACAAAAUGCAUUAAAAACGAUAAAAAUGUAUAUGUUGAUGUAUUUUAGUUUUCAUUAUCUACUGCAAUGCAAAAAGUAUAUAUAUAUGUAAAAGUAUAUCACAAUCAUUACUAGAAAUAAGCUAUAAACUAAGGCUGAAUUAAACUCAGUUUUUAAAUAACCUUAGUUGCCUCCCCUCCCCCUGUCCAUUUACUUUUUAACAUACAUAUUUUCACACAGAACUCAUCUUAAAAGAAAUUUGUUAUUGAAGGUUUCACUGAUUAUUUUCAAAUGCAUGAAGUGUCUUUAUGCACAAAAUAAGAAUUAAACACACACAUUUAAAAGCUGUGAAAUUAUAAACAAGUUAUUGGGUGUACUUUUUAUCUUUACUUUAUAUAUAAAAUUUAUCAUUUUGUGUCAAAAUUCAUGUAAACUUUACUUUACACUUCAAAAAUUGAAACUAAAUAAAUUUUUUUAGAUAAUAAUUAAAAAUAAAUGGCUAGUGCAUCUUUAGAUCUACCUCAGUGUUGCAUUGGAAAAAUAUUAAAUAAAGAUUGUCAUGAAGGAAAAUUUACCAAAUUCAAGAAAAUUAAAUGUUUUGAUGAAUUAACCAAAGAGGAUCAAGAACUUGUGUACUUACAAUGUAAAGUUAAUCAUAUAAAAACUAUUUGUUAUCACCAUAAAAAGAUCUUCUUGAAUAGAUUUGAGUCUUCGUAUGAUGGAAGCAUUUGUUGUAAUCCAUUUAACAAACACAAAAUUAAAAUUAAAAAAUCUGUCAGAGUAAUCAGUGUUGCAAAGGAAUUUGAUUUGAUACCUGGUCAUAAGCUUUGUACAGAAUGUCGUAAAAUAUUGUAUUUAAAAAAUAACUAAAAAGAUUAUGAAAACGAUUUAUAUAAAAAUAAAGACAAUGAUUUUAAUGAGAUUCAUUUUUCAAAAGAAAACUUUAAUUUAAGCAUUUAUAGCCUUGGUUGCUCACCUCUAAAACUAGUAGCCCAUAAAGACAGGGUCAGCUAUGCAAAAAGAAAAAUGAACAAGAUCCAUAUUGCCACCAAAAAGAAAAUAGCAACUGUUUUAGAAGUUUCUCUCGAUUUAAUAAAUGAUGAACCAAAAACAAAAGUGCUAUGUUGUGACAGUAAACAAGACUUGGACUCACUAAUGGAAUUAAUUAAAGCAAAGUUUGAUAAUUCUUCAAAAUCAGAAAAACUUAAAUUACUAACAUUGGUUACUGAGAGUUGGAAAAUUGAAUAUAUACAAAACUAUUUUUCUGCUUCCCAAAGAAUGAUAAAAACUGCAAGACAUUUAAAACAAAUGCAUGGCAUACUGGCAGAACCGUCUAAAAAAGAAGGAAGACCUAAUAGUGAGAAAGUAAAAAAUCAAGUUCAUGAAUUCUAUUAAUCAGAUGAAUACUCUCGAAUGUGUCUAGGGAAAAAGCAGUAUGUCUCAAUCCAAGUCGAUGGUAAAAGACAACAUUUUCAAAAAAGACUACUAUUACUUAAUAUAAAAGAACUUUAUUUAGAGUUUGUUAAAAUUUUCUUAGAUGUCAAAAUUGGAUUUUCUAAAUUCUGCGAACUUAGACCAAAGUGGUGUAUUCCUGUUGGAGGUGCUUCAGGUCUCCACUCAGUAUGCGUUUGUGAGUACCACCAGAAUGCCACUUUUAGCAUUAAAAGUACCGGAUAUUUCCGACUAUUAAAAUCUUUUGACAUUAGUUGUAUGUGACUUAACAAAUCGAAAAGGCAUGCUGUACAGUUGUGAUAAUUGCCUAGAUACUGACACACUUAAAGAGUAUCUUACUACUAUAUUUGAUAAACAUAGCAUUGAAGAAAUCACAUUUAAUCAGUGGCAAAAAGCUAACAAA